Molecule: messenger RNA, 1856 nt
Organism: Oryzias melastigma (Indian medaka)
Lineage: Eukaryota; Metazoa; Chordata; Actinopteri; Beloniformes; Adrianichthyidae
Gene: jade3
Product: jade family PHD finger 3
Biological process (GO): regulation of transcription by RNA polymerase II
Cellular component (GO): histone acetyltransferase complex
Source: RefSeq, a predicted model, not a curated record
AAACGGCGGAGUUUAGGACCUGGAGGGGGCGCGGUACAAUAGUGCCGUUGUGCCGUGUUGGUGGACAGGCUGCUGCCAAAAGAUUCUCCCACUGUGGGAUUUGGACCCAAAAAGACCCAACAUUUAAAACCCAGUCCGGACCGGGAGCCCCUCCUUUAACGACCUUCUGUUAGCGCGGUCCACCUGAGCGCAUGUGGACCUGGAAAAAGCCAGCCGCACCGCGUGGAGCGAAGAUAAGAAACAAACUGGAACAGGAAGAAUCUACUAGCAUGCUUUUCAAUUUGAAAUUUAUGGAUGUUACAGGAUGAAACGUCUCAGGUCGUCCAGCACCAGCGACAGUUCUGACAAUGAAAGUCCUUCAACUUCCUACUUCUCUUCUAACAAGUAUGAUAGCAAACCUGGAACCCCCGCCUCCAACCCAAAGAAACCGGCUGAAGUGUUCAGAAAAGACCUGAUCAGUGCCAUGAAGCUGCCCGACUCCCACCACAUCUCCCCGGAGGAGUUCUACCUGCUGGCAGACGCCUGGAAGCAGAAGUGGGAGAAAGGAGUUCAGGUGCCAGCGAGUCCAGACACCAUCCCAGAACCUUCAGUCAGGGUGAUUGCAGAGAAGUCCAAAGAAUUGCUUUACAGCCACCAGAGGAAGAACAUCCAGUGUUCGGGUCAGGAAUCUACAGAACCGGGUUAUGUGAACAUCAGGGAGCUGGCAGAGGCUAUGUGUCCGUAUGAUCUGGAUGACAUGGACCUUUACUGGCUGCAAGCGCUCAACCGGGAGCUCGUCCGCAUGGGGGAGGAACCCAUAGACGAGCUCACGAUGGAGCGAGCCAUGGAGGCUCUAGAGAAGCAUUGCCAUGACAACAUGAAGCACGCUAUCGAGACGGUGGAAGGCCUGGGGAUCGAGUACGACGAAGACGUCAUCUGCGACGUGUGCCGCUCCCCAGACAGCGAAGAGGGAAAUGAUAUGGUGUUUUGUGACAAGUGCAACAUCUGUGUACACCAGGCGUGCUACGGCAUAGUCAAAGUGCCCGUUGGGAACUGGCUGUGCAGGACGUGCGUCCUCGGCCUCCUCCCGCAGUGCCUAUUGUGUCCUCAGAAGGGCGGGGCAAUGAAGGCGACCCGAGCCGGCACCAAGUGGGCUCACGUGAGCUGUGCCCUAUGGAUACCAGAGGUGAGCAUUGCGUGUCCUGAGCGGAUGGAGCCCAUCACAAAAGUCUCCCACAUCCCACCCAGCCGCUGGUCCCUCAUCUGCAGUCUGUGUAAACUGAAGACGGGCGCCUGCAUCCAGUGCUCUGUGAAGAACUGCACCAUUCCCUUCCACGUGACCUGUGCCUUUGAGCACAGCUUGGAGAUGAAAACCAUCCUGGAUGAGGGCGAUGAGGUGAAGUUCAAGUCCUACUGCCUUAAGCACAGCAAGUCUAAGUCUGGGGAGGCUGGCCUGAGCCCAGCACGCUCCAAGCCCCCCGGAGAGGUGGGGAAGGUGGGCCAGCGGGCCCAGAGGCUGCAGGAGCUGGAGGAAGAAUUCUACACCCUGGUUCAGCUUCAGGAGGUGGCGCGGCUCCUCAGGCUCUCGGAGCGCAUUCUGGACUUCAUUUAUCAGUACUGGAAGCUCAAGAGGAAAUCCAACUUUAAUAAACCUCUGCUGCCCCCGAAAGAAGAGGAGAACGGGGUGCUGCAGCCUCACGAGGACAGCGUCCACACACGCAUGCGGAUGUUCAUGCACCUGCGGCAGGAUCUAGAGCGGGUGAGGAAUCUGUGCUACAUGGUGAGUCGGCGAGAGAAGCUGAAGCUGAAGCAGAGCAAAGAUCAGGAGCAGAUGUUCAACCUGCAUGUGAAGCUCAUGGACCUGGAACUGUCAGCUG